GUUCAGUGGAGGGUCUGGAUGCCCAUCUGGUGCACGGCUAUGUGAUCCAUGACAUGGAGAGCAGCACAGAGGUGGAGAUCCCUUAUCCUCAGUUGGAGGACAGCAUCCACUGUGGACGUGCUUUCCAUCACGGUCGAUUUAUCAUGGGUCUGAGGAGAGCCGCCCAGGCCCAGCCAAAUGUCACAUUCGUAGAAGGCACCGUGACCAGUUUGCCAGAAGAGGAAGGUUGUGUAACUGGAGUCCAGUACAAGGAUAAAGAAACUGGAGACAUCAAGAAAAUUCAUGCGGCGCUGACUAUUGUGGCAGAUGGCUGUUUCUCCAAAUUCAGAAAGAGUCUGGUAUCUGGAAAAGCUCACACCUCAUCACACUUUGUUGGAUGCCUUAUGAAG
Plectropomus leopardus (leopard coralgrouper) is the source of this 389-nucleotide messenger RNA. Lineage: Eukaryota; Metazoa; Chordata; Actinopteri; Perciformes; Serranidae. The record is from RefSeq and is a predicted model, not a curated record.